Messenger RNA from Pleuronectes platessa (European plaice), 2556 nucleotides. RefSeq names its product exocyst complex component 6B (gene exoc6b). Gene Ontology annotation, cellular component: membrane; exocyst. Gene Ontology annotation, biological process: intracellular protein transport; Golgi to plasma membrane transport; exocytosis. Bases 124 to 2556 code for a protein of 810 amino acids. NCBI's taxonomy places the organism in Eukaryota, Metazoa, Chordata, Actinopteri, Pleuronectiformes, Pleuronectidae. The transcript has 22 exons. The record is from RefSeq and is a predicted model, not a curated record.
CUGCUCUGUAACCACAGCGAGCCAACCCUCACACGCACCGUGCACGGCCAGUACGCUCGGCUCGGCUCGGUUCGGUUCGGUUCAGCUUGGCUCAGCUCGGAACCGUCCACAGCAACAUGCAGGAUGGCGAGCAUGGAGACAGCCGCCGAACAUGAACGCAUCCUGCGGGAGAUAGAGAGCACCGACUCCAACUGCAUCGGACCGACCCUCCGGUCGGUGUACGAUGGACAGGAACAUGGCCUCUUCGUGGAGAAGCUGGACAUGCGGAUCCGGAACCACGACAGGGAGAUCGAGAAGAUGUGCAACCAUCACUUCCAGGGGUUCGUGGACUCCAUCACAGAGCUGCUCAAAGUACGAGGGGAGGCGCAGAAGCUGAAGAGUCAAGUGACUGAGACCAACAAGCAUCUUCAGGAUGACGGCAAAGUGCUCAUCACCUCCAUGGAGGAACUGCAGCAGUGUCGAGUCCAGCAGAGAAACAUCGCCACCACCAUCGACAAACUGUCCCACUGCCUCCCAGUCCUGGAGAUGUACAGCAGACUGCAGGAGCAGAUGAGACUUAAAAGGUACUACCCGGCGCUGCGGACGUUGGAGCAGCUGGAGCAGACAUGUCUCCCCCGGGCGGGUCAGUACCGGUUCUGCUCCAUCAUGGCAGAGAACAUCCCCAAGCUGAGGACGCAGAUCCGGGACACUGCCAUGACGCAGCUGAGGGACUUCCUGGAGAGCAUCCGGAAACACUCGGAAAAGAUCGGAGAGACGGCCAUCAGACAGGCCCAGCUCCAGUGCUCGAUGGACAGCUCCAUCUCCUCCAAGCCGAGGGCCCUGAUUGGCCGACGUGGCAGGAAGGAGGCGGCGGCGUUGACAGGCGCGGGGACCGACAGCGGGGGACCAGGUGGCAGUCCGGCUUCAGAACAGGACUCGGGUAUUCUGGAUGUGGAGGAGGAAGGGGAGGAGGAUGAAGUCCCAGGAGCUCAGGACUUGGUGGAUUUCUCUCCAGUCUACAGCUGUCUGCAUAUCUACACUGUGCUGGGUUUGCGUGAUGUGUUUGAGAACUACUACAGAAAGCAGAGGAGGAAACAGGCUCGCCUCGUGCUGCAGCCGCACUCUAACAUGCAUGAAACCUUGGAGGGAUACAGGCGGUACUUCAACCAGAUUGUCGGGUUCUUUGUGGUGGAGGAUCACGUUCUUCACACCACCCACGGGUUGGUCAACAGGGCGUACGUCGAGGAGCUGUGGGAGCUGGCGCUGUCCAAAAUAGUCGCUGCCCUCCGGACGCACUCGUCGUACUGUGACGACCCCGACCUGGUGCUGGACCUGAAGAACCUUAUUGUCCUCUUUGCUGAUACACUGCAGGGUUACGGGUUCCCGGUGUCCCAGCUGUUCGACAUGCUGCUGGAGAUCCGGGAGCAGUACGGAGAGAUCCUGCUGAAGAGGUGGAACAUCGCCUUCAGGCAGGUGCUGGAUCAAGAUAACUUCAGUCCGAUCCCAGUGUCGACAGAGGAAGAGUUCAGACACUACACCUCCCUGUUUCCCCUGCAAGACCCUGAACUGGAAAAGCUUCCCUUCCCCAAGAAGCUCCCCUUCUCCGAGUUUGUGCCAAAAGUCUACUGUCAACUCAAAGAGUUCAUCUACGCCUGUUUGAAAUACUCUGAGGAUCUUCACCUCAGUUCCACGGAGGUAGACGAUAUGAUCCGCAAGUCGACAAAUCUGCUGCUGACCAGAACCCUCAGCCACUGUCUGCACUACGCCAUUAAGAAGAAGAAUGUCGGGCUGGCAGAGUUGGUGCAGGUGAUCAUUAACACCACCCACCUGGAGCAGUGCUGCCAAUUCCUGGAGGAGUUUAUAUCAAACAUCACCAACGUUCCUCCCGACAUGGCCAACGCCACCAAGCUGUACGGGACGUCCACCUUCAAGGACGCCCGUCACGCGGCGGAGGCGGAGAUCUACACCAACAUCAACGCCAAGAUCGACCAGUUCCUGCAGCUGGCUGACUACGAUUGGCUGACGGCGGUGCAGGGAGGCGGGACUGUGGCCGCCAGCGACUACCUGGUCGACCUCAUCGCUUUUCUGAACAGCACGUUCAGCGUCUUCACCAACCUGCCUGGUAAAGUGGCUCAGACGGCCUGCAUGUCGGCCUGUAAACACAUCUCCACCUCGCUGAUGCAGCUGCUGCUCGACCCCGAGAUCCGACAGAUCUCCAUGGGAGCUCUGCACCAGCUCAACGCCGACGUCAAGGAGUGCGAGAGUUUUGCCAGAGCCGGCCCGGUCGCAGGCUUCCAGGGUGACACGUUGCUUCUGGCCUUCAGUGACUUGAGACAAUUACUGGAGCUGUUCACCGAGUGGGACUGGUCCACGUAUCUCGCUGACUACGGCAAAUCCACCUGCAAAUACCUGAGAGUGAACCCACACACUGCACUGGUCCUGCUGGAGAAGAUGAAGGAGACGAGCAGGAAGAACAACGUCUUCGCUCAGUUCAGGAAGACGGACAGAGACCGACAGAAACUCAUCGACACCGUCAUCAAGCAGCUACGCAACCUCAUCGCACAGCACCACGCCUGA